This is a messenger RNA of Nyctereutes procyonoides (raccoon dog), 671 nucleotides long. It is a transcript of the gene RPL36A, whose product is annotated as ribosomal protein L36a. The transcript is spliced from 6 exons. The record is from RefSeq and is a predicted model, not a curated record. The coding region runs from base 1 to 624 and encodes 207 amino acids. Gene Ontology annotation, molecular function: structural constituent of ribosome. Lineage: Eukaryota; Metazoa; Chordata; Mammalia; Carnivora; Canidae. Gene Ontology annotation, cellular component: cytosolic large ribosomal subunit; ribosome. Gene Ontology annotation, biological process: translation.
AUGGCAGCAGAGACCCUGCUGACUGCGGCGUCCGCCAAAAGUGAUGAAGGGAAGAAAAGCUGCAAAGCUGGAGGACCCGAGGAAUUGCAAGACAGGAUCCCCUUCAGGCAGAGCCCUUCCUUGAGCUCCCGCCCACGGCUCCGAAAGGAGUCCUCUCCGCCGCCAGAGGGCAGUACUCACGGAGGCUUAGACUCUAUGGUCGUUCUCGCCGCCUCCCGUGAGCAAGAGCGACCAGAAACCGCCUAUAUACUUCCGUUUCCGGCGCUACCUCCUUCUUUUCGUGCCGAUAGCGCUCUCGCAAAGAUGGUGAAUGUUCCUAAAACCCGCCGGACUUUCUGCAAGAAGUGUGGUAAGCACCAACCCCACAAAGUGACACAAUACAAGAAAGGCAAAGAUUCUCUUUACGCCCAGGGAAAGCGGCGUUAUGACCGGAAGCAGAGUGGCUAUGGUGGGCAGACUAAGCCGAUCUUCCGGAAAAAGGCUAAAACUACAAAGAAGAUUGUGCUGAGGCUUGAAUGUGUUGAGCCCAACUGCAGAUCGAAGAGAAUGCUGGCUAUUAAGAGAUGCAAGCAUUUUGAACUGGGAGGAGAUAAGAAGAGAAAGGGCCAAGUGAUCCAGUUCUAAACUUCAUAUUUUGUUAUGAAGGCAAUAAAAUCUUGAUGUUACGUUCA